UGCUGUUUCUGCCCUCCUUCCGCAACCUCCUCAAUCUGCAGCAUUCCCACCCAUUCCUGUUGAUGGGCAUCUAGCAUGGCAUCAACAGCAGCCAGGUCAAAUGGUUCCACCACCUGUAAUGACCUCACCUCCAGUCCAGCAGUUCAGGCCAACUCGUUGAAAUAUGCCGCCGCAGCUCACAAGCAGUUCCAGUGCUUCCAAGGCCUCUUCCAUCUCCAACGGUUUUGAGAAUGGCUUUGAUUCAAUCCUAGCAUCAGUUGUAGAUAGCUGGGUAGUCAAUACUGAAUACAAAUCAAAUGGUCCACAUGCCAGCAUCACUAGGGCGGUUUCAUGAGCUUGUAUCAUCCUCCAGGAUUGAUAGGCUAGUUUCCCUUCUACAUUCCAAAAAAUCUCUGUACUCCAUAUUAGCUUCACUGAUGACCAUAGUGGCAGCAUAAAAAAACCCGUUAGAGAAUAUAAUAGGCGUUUCCAUUCCUUCUCUCCAAGAUUUGAUAACCAUUGCAGAAAUGGUGAAGUGGACAAGACAAAUAAAUCUUCCCAAAUUGAUCUUGGAUUUCAGGGCAGAAAUAUGACAGAAACAAGUAGGGAUGUUAUUCAAUUAGAUGACGGUUUCCUUGAUAAAUUCAAGCUUGGCUUUGGCUUUGAUAAUAAAACAUUAAAUCCCUCAGAGGUUGCAGCCAGCAACAACCAAUCUGAAGAAGCAUAGAGGUCAAAUCCCAAUCAACCACAUCCAGAAUAUGGGCCUCUAGAUUUUGAUGCGUACUGCAAGAUGAAGGAAAAAUCUGAUAAGAAUGAGCAGGAAGAAAGUGUUAAAUUCUUCAAGAAGCUGGAGGAAACUGGUUUUCUCCCCAAUGCUGUGGCUAUGCUUGAUGGUCUUUGUAAUGACGGUCUUUUUCAAGAAGCCUUAAAUUUUUUGGGUUUGAUGCGGAAGAAGGUAACCAUUCCUGGGAUUGUCCUAUACACAGCUGUAGUGGAGGGCUACACCUUAGCCCACAAGGCUGAUGAUGCCAAAAGGAUUUUCAGGAAAAUGCAGAGUAGUGGCAUUUCACCCAAUGCUUUCAGUUACACUGUGCUUAUACAAGGACUCUACGAAUGUAGCAGAUUACAGGAUGCUUUUGAAUUUUGUGUGGAGAUGUUAGAAGCAGGUCAUUCUCCAAAUGUGACAACUUUUGUAGGCCUAGUAGAGGGUCUCUGCAAGGAAAAGGGGGUUGAAGAAGCAAAGGGUGCUAUCAGAACAUUAAUAGAAAAGGGUUUUGCAGUAAAUGAGAAAGCUGUUAUGCAGUUUUUGAACAAGAAAGCACCAUUUUCACCCUCUGUUUGGGAGGCCAUCUUUGUGAAGAAAGCCCCGUAGAGACCAUUUUAAAAAUCUUUUAGACUUCGUAAGCUUUUAUUAUAUUUCUUUGGGUGCACAUAUU
Molecule: messenger RNA, 1415 nt
Organism: Gastrolobium bilobum
Lineage: Eukaryota; Viridiplantae; Streptophyta; Magnoliopsida; Fabales; Fabaceae
Product: pentatricopeptide repeat-containing protein At4g38150-like
Exons: 3
Coding region: 770-1351 (193 amino acids)
Molecular function (GO): protein binding
Source: RefSeq, a predicted model, not a curated record